AUCAGGGUUCAGCUUAUGGCAUGCUUCUGGGGCUGGUGCAAAGAAUAGGAGAGAAAAGUGGUCUCUGGAUAGAAAAUUGUAUUCUCCCCAGAUUAAAUCUGGAUGGUCUUCUGCAGAGACUCUAGGUAAAGGAGAAGAUCUUGAAAGACAAAAACCAAGCAAGAUGUAAUCCUGGAGAGAUGGAAUACUUGAGUCUCUAACUCAAAAAAAGAAGAAGAAAAGGAAGUAAGGAGAUAUACAGAGAGAGACAGAGACAGAGAAGAAAUGGAAGGAACGAGAAAAUGGACUGGACGGGAGCAGCCUGGAGGGCUGAAUCACAAACUGAAUGAUGAGACCCUACCGCAUCCCAGGAUGGACGUCUGUGCUGUGAAUAUCUGGUACACUCUCGCCUGUGGCUGUGUCUUGUUGCCUGAUGAGAGCUCUCUCUGUGGAAAGAUUGAGGACACCAUGGACCACUGUGCUGUCACGGCCCUUCCAUCCCUCCUGACUAGGAUGCUGACUUCGUUUUCAAUCGUCUCCACACUUUCUGAGCCAGCUGAAAAAGAAGCAGCUCAAAAUAGAAGUUUCCAAAUGUUAAGGUAAGUUGCCAUUUGUUAUUAAAGAUCUCAUUUCUAUGAGGUAAACCUGUUUCCUUUCUCCCUUAAUUGCAGUUAGCCCUGUAAUUGCUCCCCCAAAGAUGUGUUGGGGGCACACAGCAUGCUCUCCACUGACCAGCCUUUGCCCAGUGCUAUGCCCAGACUCAUGUGGAGAACUGUCCAAGUCCUCCCUCAGGCUCUGCUUGUCUAAGAAUCCAGUGGUGCAGGAAAAGGCCUCCUCGACAUUAAUUUUAGCACCAGUUCCUACAUGAAGGGUUUUUUUUUAAUGUGUAUGGAUGUUUGCCUCCUGUAUGUCUGUUCAUCUUGUUUGUCCUUGAUGCCUAUGGAGGAGAACAGAAGAGGGUGUUGGAGCUCCUGGAACUAGAGUUCCAGGACUAUCAAGGCUACAAAGAUAAACCCUGUCUUAAAAAAAAAAAAAAGAAAGAAAGAAAAAGAAGAAGAAGAAGAAGAAGAAGAAGAAGAAGAAGAAGAAGAAGAAGAAGAAGAAGAAGAAGAAGAAGAAGAAAAGAAGAUCAGAUGAUGAUGCCUCUCUAACCUUGCAGUGGUGGCACACGCCUUUAAUCCCAGUACUCUGGAGAUAAAAGCAAGCAAAUCUCUGUGCAAGUUCCAGAACAGUCAAGAGCCCCUGUAGGAUAACCAAAGAGACUGUGUCUUCACUACGAAGGACUUUGAGGCAUCUUAAAAGAAAGCAAAAAGGAAAGAAACACUAUGAGUCUCCAGGUCCGCUGUGGCUGUGUGAUCCAAGCCCUUCACCAAGUUGGUGUUUACAGACUUCUCAGCCCCCGCCUAGAGCACGGCAAAGCAUUCUUAUCAGCCCUCACCUCUCACACUUUGCAUUUAUUGUGGAAGAAAUCCCAAGAUGACAGAUAAAGCUUUGCGUCCUAGAGCCAUAGAGCGCAAUUUGGUGACCUUCUCUGAUGUGGCUAUAGGCUUCACUCAGGAGGAGUGGGCCUGUCUGGACUCUGUGCAGAGGAAGCUGUACUGGGAUGUGAUGCUGGAAAACUACAGUAACCUGGUCUCCCUAGAUACUCAAUCAUCCUAUAGAACCAACCAUUUAACUAGUCGAAGAAGCAUUUAUGGAUCGAGCUUUUACAAAAGUAAUCCAAGUGACCGAAGUCUAUCUCCCCACCCUAAUGGGAUUGGUGAAGGUAAAAAUGAACAACUGCGGGGCUCUGGAGAGGGAAAUGUCAAUAAUGUAACAGACAGUACUGGAAAAGCACCCACUGAGAGAGAUAGCACACCAGCACCAUAUGUGAGGCCUCAAACAGAGAGGUCCUUCUUAUGUCAGGGCUGUUGGAAAGUCUUCAGUCAUGGGUAUCUGCUUAGUCAGCAUCAAAUUCACACUGGCGAGAAGCCCUGUGAGUGCAAGAAAGCCUUCCUCUGCUGCAAUCCACUUGCUCAGCACCAGAAAACUCACACCGGGGAGAAGCCUUAUGAUUGUAACAGCUUCGGAAAGGCCUCUUGCUGGGGUUCGAGCCUUGUUGUUCAUAGAAUUCACACUGGGGAGAAACCAUACUUACUUAAAGACUGUGGGGAAACCUUUAGGUGUGGCGACAAACUCACUCGGCAUCAGCAGUUUCAUACUGGGGAGAAACGCUAUGAGUGUAAAGGCUGUGGGGAGACUUUCAGGCACCUCUAUAAAUGUAUGCAGCACAAGAGAAUUCACUGUAGGGAUAAGCCCUAUGAGUGGAAGGGCUGUGGGAAGGCCUUUAUUUGUGAUUCCAGCCUCAUUCAGCCUGAGAGAAUCCACACAGGUGAGAAAUCCUUUGAAUGCCAAGAGUGUGGGAAGUCCUUCACUAGAGUCAAUUUCCUCACUCGGCACCGGAAGCUUCACACUAGCGAGAAACCACAUGAGUGUAAGGAAUGUAGGAGAGCCUUUCACUGGCUUUCAAGCCUUGUUAACCAUGAAAGAAUUCAUUCAGGUGAGAAACUCUAUAAAUGUGCAGAAUGUGGGAAGGCCUUUAUGUAUGAAUCAGGCCUUCUUAAACAUGAGCGAAUUCACACUGGUGAAACCCCUUAUAAAUGUAAGGAAUGUGGGAAGAACUUUAUAUAUCGAUCGAGCCUUCUUAAACAUGAGCGAAUUCACACUGGUGAAACCCCUUAUAAAUGUAAGGAAUGUGGGAAGAACUUUAUAUAUGGAUCAAGACUUCUUAAACAUGAGCGAAUUCACACUGGUGAAACCCCUUAUAAAUGUAAGGAAUGUGGGAAGAACUUUGUAUAUGGAUCAGGCCUUCUUAAGCAUGAGAGAAUUCACACAGGAGAGAAACCCCAUGAACGUAAGGAAUGUGUGCAGUCAUGCCCAUCAGCUCAGACAGCACGAGAAAACUCACAUGGCAAAACCAUGUGAGGAGUAUGGAAAGAUUCACAGUAAUAUAAAGAGAACAUUCGAAGACUCAUGCACAUUGAGAACAUUGACUACGAAGAGCACACCAAGGCCUCUGCCCUACAUUCAUUCUUUCCUUGGUGAUUAAUCUAUCUUAAGAAAGCCUACCAUGGUCAUUUGCCUGCUUGAUAUCAGAAGGCAUACUAGAAAUAAAUUGGGGGAGUGUAAAAGUCACUUUUCUUAGUGAUCAUGUCCUUCCGUAUUAGUGUUCUUACUGGAUGAGUUGGUCUUUCCUUAGCCAUUACCUCCUUUCCUCUUGGUGUUCUUACUGGAUAAGUUUGUUGCGUAAAUUCGUAGAUGCCCAAAACCAUUCCACCUUUCAUUGAAUUUAGGUUCACUCGAGGGGAGCAACCCUUCUCAUGUGACACUUGUGACAAAGCCUUUAGUCUUGGCAUAUGCCGUACCAGCUAGCGUCACCAUUCCAGCUCUUUGCUCUCGGUGAGACACUCACAAGCUGCUCCUCACCCUUGACAAAUCCAUCUUACACUGCAGGAGAUCAGUUGAAAAUGCACUUGAGACACCUUAUCAACCAAACACCACAGCUUAACCCAGCUUGCCUCCAGUGUGCUCAGAGCAUGCCUUUACCCAACACUGGGCAAAUCAUCUAACACAAAGUCUAUUCGCUAAUAAAAUACAGAGGCUCACACAAUUUCUUGACUAAUGGUCAGGCAUGCUAGCACAUGCCCGUAAUCUCAAGAGACUGAGAUAGGAAGAUUGAGAGUUCAAGGCUAGCCUGAGCAACAUACCAGAUUUCAGACUAGUCUACAUAGCAUCACCACGCCUCGAAAAGUUUUUUUUGAAUAUUGUGUUAAAAGUGAAAAUCAGUGGUGUAUCAAGGAUGCUUCCACACCAUCGUGACGUUGAAAGAUCUGCGGUUAUAUUAGGUACACUUUCACACCAUCAUGAUGUUCAAAAAUCAGUUCUUGUGGUUCAGUUCACUUCUACAGAGUUGAAAAUUGAGUAGUGAUAUUGAAUAUGUUUUCACACCUUUCUGGAGCUGAAAAAUCAAGUGGUGGCUUAGAGGUUUUCACACUGUCAUAAAAUGGAAAAAGCAGUUAUGUUCAGUAUACGUCUGUGCUUCUGUACUGCUGAAAAACCUGGUCAUGUUGAGUGUGCUUUCACAGAAUUGACAGCAUCAGUGAUUAGACCAGGCAUACUUUUGUCAAACUGAAAAAUCAGUAGUUAUAUUGAACAUGCUUUCACACCGUCACAGAGCUGAAAAAUCCAUAGUUGUGUGGACACACUUUCGCAAUGUUGUGAUUUGAAAAGGUUGUGAGCCAGGCAGUGGUGGCUCAUGCCUUUAAUCCCAGCACUGGGGAGGCAGAGGCAGGCAGGUCUCUGUGAGUUCGAGACCAGCCUGGGCUACAAGAGCUAGGUCCAGGACAAGCUCCAAAAGCUACAGAGAAACCCUGUCUCGAAAAAACAAAAACAAAAACAAAAAAAAAAAAAGGCUAUGAUUGUCUGGACUGCUUUUGUGCCAUCAGAAAGUUGAAAACCUUUGUAUAGCAAGACUGCCUGUGUUUGUAAAAUGUCUGUUCUGUGCACGUCUUUCCCAUAUAGAUAAUCCCACUAUGGAAACUAAAUGUAAACUCCUUAAGACUGUCUUAGGAGACUGUCAGCUCCAUAAAUACUGCCUACCACUGUUCUUGUGGUCAUCACCAUUAGUAUUGUUAACACGAGCCAUUCCAGGUAGACCCCUGUGGGUUCCCUUGGAAUGCGACCGAGAUGGCAUUAGGAUGACUGUUUCCAUCUUGGAUUAAGUAGUGAUUUCUUAGUGCAUGGACCACACUGAAGGGAAAAGAUCAUUAGACUUCAUCAGACUAGAGUCUGUUGAUGAAGAAAAAAAGAAAGGUGAGGAACAGAGUGAGGUGUGCACCAAUCUGCAGACUUCCCGAGGCACCAGGAAUCCCACAGUCAACAGAGACACAAGAGGCUACAUGUCAGAGAUCACCAGGUGGCCAGUAAGUUGAUGGAAAUGUGUCCCACCUCGUUCCUCAGCAAGGAAAUGCAAAGGAAAACCACUAUGGCAUGUCAGGAGAGUCACAGGAAUUCCUAACAUUAAAAUGAGGAAGUAUAUCAAAAAUCUCACCACACAAGUGAGGUGAUGGAUGUUUCUUCGGUUCAGUCAUUCUCCAUUGUAUAUAUGUAUUAAAACAUCACAGUGUUCUCUACAAAGAUAAUAUACAAAGUAAAUACUAAG
Messenger RNA from Alexandromys fortis (reed vole), 5179 nucleotides. RefSeq names its product zinc finger protein 331 (gene Znf331). Gene Ontology annotation, biological process: regulation of transcription by RNA polymerase II. NCBI's taxonomy places the organism in Eukaryota, Metazoa, Chordata, Mammalia, Rodentia, Cricetidae. The coding region runs from base 1456 to 2943 and encodes 495 amino acids. The record is from RefSeq and is a predicted model, not a curated record. The transcript is spliced from 11 exons. Gene Ontology annotation, molecular function: DNA-binding transcription factor activity; RNA polymerase II cis-regulatory region sequence-specific DNA binding.